Molecule: messenger RNA, 1293 nt
Organism: Lathyrus sativus (Indian pea)
Lineage: Eukaryota; Viridiplantae; Streptophyta; Magnoliopsida; Fabales; Fabaceae
Source: the annotation of a GenBank genome assembly
AUGGGGACGCAGGUGAGCGAUGCUGAUUACACGACCAGCUUGGAAGCCAGGGUCAAGGAAUUAGAAGCUGAGAAUGCAAAUCUUUUAGCUCGACUUGCUCAUUGUCACUGCUCUCCGGAAGAUCAGAUAUCACAUAGUCCCGAUUAUAAAGACGCGAAAGUGAACGAACCGAAAAAAUCCAACGGGGAAUCACAAAGGAAGAUAAGAAAUAAGCCAGGCUAUAACACAGGAUUUCUGAGUCAUCAUAGCAAGAGAUAUGUAGCUUUAAAAGUAAUGUACUUUGGAAAAAGGUUCUAUGGUUUUUCUGCAGAGGCACAAAUGGAACCAUCUGUUGAGUCUGAAAUUUUUAAAGCUCUUAAGACAACAAGGCUAUUGGUUGGUGAUAAGAAGGAGUCACAGUAUUCGAGAUGUGGUAGAACAGACAAAGGAGUUUCCUCUGUUGGACAAGUGAUAGCUCUUUUUCUUAGAUCAAAGCUCAAAAUAUCUGGAGUAAAUAAUGGAAGUUCUGGAGAAUAUGUUUUUGAAGAGAAACAUGAAGGGGAGCUUGAUUAUGUGAGGGUAAUAAAUCGAGAACUUCCAAAUGACAUUCGAGUCCUGGGCUGGUGUCCUGUUCCUGUUGAUUUCCAUGCAAGGUUCAGCUGUUUAAGCCGGGAGUAUAAAUAUUUCUUUUGGAACGAAAACUUGAAUAUCCUGGCUAUGAAGACUGCUGGAACAAAACUUUUAGGAGAACAUGACUUUAGAAACUUCUGUAAAAUGGAUGCAGCAAACGUGCACACCUACAUGCGGUGCAUCUCAAUGUUUGAGAUUUCUCCAACAGAUGUGAGUUAUGAUGGUAAUCAACUCUGGGUAAUUAAAUUCAGGGGUAGGGCUUUUCUAUGGCAUCAGGUUCGCUGCAUGGUUGCUGUUCUCUUCUUAGUUGGCCAAGGUCUUGAAUCUCCAGAUGUGAUUGACAUACUACUGGACACUAACAGGAUCCUCAGGAAACCUCAGUACGUUAUGGCUUCAGAAGCUCCUUUGGUUCUUCAAUCCUGUGAAUUUGAAAAUCUCAAGUUUAUGUGUUCACCAGAUUCGGGAAAGGCGCUGCGUGCACACCUGGUUAAUGAAUGCCAAAUUUACCAGCUUGAAACUGCAAUCUUUCGUGAAGCUAUUCUUAAUUGCGUGCCUCAACUGCACGAUCAAAUCUUGCCACCAAGUAAAGGAUCCAAGAAGAAAGGCUCCCAUAUUCCUCUUUUGUCCCGACCAACUGAGCCAUCUUACGAAGAACGGCGCGCCAAACUCAGCUCAUGCACAUGA